Adineta ricciae is the source of this 381-nucleotide messenger RNA. The record is from the annotation of a GenBank genome assembly. NCBI's taxonomy places the organism in Eukaryota, Metazoa, Rotifera, Eurotatoria, Adinetida, Adinetidae.
AUGCAUGCUGACGGUCGUAAUGCACUCAGAAGACUGGAAUACGGAGCUGCACGAGGCGCUCGUGGUCUUGAAUAUGGAGCUCUUGGCGCAGCUCGAGGACUAGAAUAUGGUGCCAUCUCAGGGUAUGAAUAUGGAGCACACGGUAUCGGACCUCUCGGUGGACUUGGUCUUGGAGCCGGUGUCACACCUGCAAUAACCAUCUUGGUUCCAUGGACACCACAAUUCGGUUUGGCUUAUCAGCAAUUUGUUAAUGGUGGUUAUGGUGGUUUAGGUGGCAUUGGAGCUUUGAAUGGUAUUGGUAGCUAUGGUCUCGGUGGUCUCGGUGGUUAUGGAGGAGUAGUACAAGGCGUUCCAUAUGGAUUUGGUGUAACAACAUAUUAA